This is a messenger RNA of Scomber scombrus (Atlantic mackerel), 4787 nucleotides long. RefSeq names its product kinesin-associated protein 3-like. Gene Ontology annotation, biological process: cilium organization; microtubule-based movement. The transcript has 20 exons. Gene Ontology annotation, cellular component: kinesin II complex; ciliary transition zone; axoneme. Bases 105 to 2438 code for a protein of 777 amino acids. Gene Ontology annotation, molecular function: kinesin binding. The record is from RefSeq and is a predicted model, not a curated record. Lineage: Eukaryota; Metazoa; Chordata; Actinopteri; Scombriformes; Scombridae.
UACAGCACACGUAUUUCAUUUCAGUGGUCGUGAUUUGGGGGGAUUUGUUGAAGGCAACCAGGAUAACAAAUUCAUUCAAAUCGGAAACAUUAAGUUCGAGGAAGAUGCAGGAUGACGCGCGCUACCUCAAACGCAAAGUGACUGCGGGCAGCUUGGAUGUACAUCCCACAGAAAAGGCUCUCGUGGUCCACUAUGAGGUGGAAGCAUCUAUACUGGGAGAGAGUGGCGAUCAUAUGGUGGGGGAACGUAAGGAGGGACAAAAAAUUAUUCGUGUGAAAAGUCUCUCUCCUAGUACAGAUGUGGGAGCUUUGGCCAAGAAAGUGGUUGAGGAGUGUAAACUCAUCCCUCAUUCACGUUUGCCCCAAGUGGAGCAGCUCCUGUACUACCUGCAGAACAGGAAGUCAUCCCCGGUAGAGGGCAAAGUGGAGAAGAAAGAGAAAAGAAGUGUGAAACCCAGAGAGCUGACACCGUUUGAAGGAAUGGAGUUAAAUGAAGAGGCCAGUGUAACCAGAGUGGACGAGUAUAUCGAGCUGCUCUAUGAGGGCAUCCCAGAGAAGAUCAGAGGCGCAGCUCUCAUCCUGCAGCUCGCUCGCAACCCUGAUAACCUGGAGGAGCUGCUGCACAACGAGGCAGCUCUAGGUGCUCUAGCCAGAGUUUUAAGGGAAGACUGGAAACAGAGUGUGGAGUUGGCGACUAUCAUCAUUUACAUCUUCUUCUGCUUCUCCAGCUUCUCCCAGUUUCAUGGAGUGGUGAGCCAUUAUAAAAUAGGUGCGUUGUGUAUGAGUGUGGUGGAGCACGAGCUGAAGAGACAUGACGUGUGGCGUGAGGAGCUACGUAAGAAGAACAAGGCUUAUGAGUCUGCACCAGAGAACGGCUCUCUAAGAAGAGACCAGGACAAAGCUAUGAGGAAAUACCAGGGACUUCUGGCUAAACAGGAGCAGCUGCUCAGAGUGUCUCUUUACCUCUUGUUGAACCUCGCCGAGGACACGAGGACGGAGCUGAAGAUGAGGAAUAAAAACAUCGUCGGCCUGCUGGUCAAAGUUCUCGAGCGGGACGACGAGGAGCUGCUGGUGCUGGUGGUUUCAUUCCUCAAGAAACUGUCCAUCUUCCUGGAGAACAAGAACGACAUGGCUGAGGUGGAUACUGUAGAGCAGCUGGCUCGCCUGGUUCCCUGUGAGCAUGAAGAUCUGCUCAACCUGACUCUGCGUCUGCUGCUCAACCUCUCCUUCGACUCCGGGCUCCGAGCUAAGAUGGUGGAAGUUGGACUGUUGCCUAAACUGACUGCCUUGCUGGGCGAUGAGAACAACCGUCAGGUGGUGAUGAGGAUCCUCUAUCACAUCAGCAUAGACGACCGUUUCAAGGGCAUGUUUGUUUACACUGACUGCAUACCUCAGCUUAUGCAAAUGCUGUAUCAUCACGGCGAGGAGGAAAUUGAAGCUGAGCUCAUCUCCAUCUGCAUCAACCUGGCGGCUAACAAGAGGAACGCACAACUGAUGUGUGAAGGAAAUGGACUGAAGAUGCUCAUGAAGAGAGCUCUGAAGAUGAAAGAUUGUCUUCUGAUGAAAAUGAUCAGAAACAUCUCACAACAUGACGGACCAAUCAAACCACUCUUCAUCGACUAUGUUGGUGACCUGGCAGCUGAGAUCCGUGCAGAGGAAGAGGAGGAGUGGGUUCUGGAGUGUCUGGGUACUCUGGCCAACCUCACCAUCCCUGACCUGGACUGGGAGUUGGUGCUGAAGGAGUACAACCUGGUACCCUACCUCAAAGACAGACUCAAACCAGGCUCAGCAGAGGAUGACCUCAUCCUAGAGGUGGUGAUAAUGAUCGGAACAGUUUCCAUGGAUGAUGCCUGUGCCGCCAUGUUGGCCAAAUCUGGCAUAAUUCCUGCCCUGAUUGAGCUUCUGAAUGCCCAGCAGGAGGACGAUGAGUUUGUGUGUCAGAUUGUCUACGUCUUCUAUCAGAUGGUGUUUCACCAAGCAACACGAGAUGUCAUCAUCAAAGACACCCAAGCUCCGGCCUACCUGAUAGACCUGAUGCACGAUAAGAACGCAGAGAUCAGAAAAGUGUGCGACAACACCCUCGAUAUUAUUGCUGAGUACGAUGAGGAGUGGGGGAGGAAGAUUCAGUCAGAGAAGUUCCGUUUCCAUAACAACCAGUGGCUGGAGAUGGUCGAGAGUCGCCAGGCCGACGAGUCUGAACCGUAUCUGUAUGAUAACGACAACGACAGGACUGAUCUGUUCUACAGCGCAGAUGGAAUAACUCCAGGAGACGGUUCAGUCAGUCCAGAUUUCUUCGGUGACCUUCAGGCUCAGAACGGAGACUUGCACCACACAGGCGAUGGCAACGAUGUCUUCGACCAGACCAGCUCGUCACCUGGACGACCAGCGACCGCCUACGGCUUCAGACCUGACGAACAACCCUUCUAUCAGUACUCAUAGACACACAAACACACACACACACACAUGCCUGGUUUGUUAAACACUUGAGGACGUCCUGUCAUUUUCAAUCCAUUCCACACUGUUACAUCUGCAGCGUGACUUUACGUCGUCUCGACUUAAGGCGUCACACUGGUGUAGUUACUGAGUCGGUGGUCAUUAACGCUGAAACGCAUUAGUGAUAAGGACUGACACACACUCACACUGCAGAUGUUUAACUAGUAAUUAAAUAACCUGCAGUUCAGCUUUCAUUCAGUCACUAUUAUGUUAAACAGACGCGUAGUUGAGUCUUCCAUACCCGCUGGCUGCAGUCUCCUGUUGAGUGAGUGGGUCAGUAAAUCAUUUCAAGAAUGUCAACAUUUCUAACAAUAUAUGUUGAUCCAUUUUUGCAUGUUUUUUUCUAUAUAAUAAUGCAUAUUUGUUGCCUUUUCAAAUCCACUGAAAAAACCAGUCAGGUGUGUUGUUACAUUCUGAUGAAGGAUCAUGUCAUCGUGUUAACCUUGUUAAAGUUUUAAUCGUUUUUAUGAACAUGCACUACAAUGUACAUAGCUUUCUUUUGUGUAUCUCACCACUAAAAACAGCACACACAUUGUAGUUAAUGAUUCUUAUAGUUUAGGUUAACACACCUGCAUGCAGACUAAGCUGUACUAGGGUCUGCCUGUGUCAGGUGGAAUCAGACUAGUUUCAGUGAGUGCCAUCUUUAUUACCACGAGAAGAAAAUCAUCAUUAGUGACAAUUGAAAAAGAUUAGUGACAUUUACUCAUGUAUCAGCUCACAGUACCGGACACUAUUUUUCUGCUAUUAAUCUUUGUAUUGAUUAAUAGGAGGAGAUCAGGGAGUUCAGCUUCCUUGAAUGAACUGGCUUCAGUCUAUUAAAUAUAGAAGAAAGGCUGAAUUUGCAAAAAUAGCCACAAUCCACAGUGGCCCAGCUCUAGUUUCCUCAUUUCAGUUUAAAACCUCAUUGAGUGCAUCUAAAUUCUUCACAAUGCAUACUAAUAAUAUGCCAGUUUAAUCAUGAUAACCAAGUUUUAACCAUCUUACACGUUGGAUGAACACUAUUUAAUAUUCAGUACAUUUAAUCAGCUGGGACCUACUGUUUCUACAUGCAGGUAGGAGGAGAGGCCAGAGCCUGUUUUGAUAUAAUGAGCAUCAUGAACAUAGUAUUUAUUAAGCACUACAUUGCUCAUAAUGUUUUUGGGUCGUCGGAUCAGAGAACCUGGUGUGAUUCAAUGUUUCAGGCUGUCUUGAGUCUUGCCAGUGUCCUGCAGAAUGUACUGCUACUGUCACUUUGACACUGUGCUUAGAGCUGUGGAGGGUUAUCACAAGAAGAAUUAGUACACUAACAUUCAAAACACACCCAGGACUGUGAUGAUAUACUGACCAAUUAAAAACCAGGAAUGGAUCGGACAAUGUGGACAGUGGAAAUGAAAAUACUCCAUCUUGCCCUACAAAUAAAAGUUUCCUUGAGUCACUCACUGCUAGACAACAAGGUAACUCACCCGUCUGUAUAUAUGAAUGUGAACCAGAGCAGCAUAAAGACACUUCUCAGAACAGAAAUGUAUUGUGCCAUUGACCAAACUACAUUCAUUUUAAUGAAGAGAAGAGGUCACAUACUGUAUUUGCAGGACACUGACAGUUACCUAAAUGCUGUAUUACUUUUAGGCAUAUUUGCACACAUAGUCAAGUUUUUGAUGCAUGUUUAUGUUUUAUAUUAUAAGUUAUUGUUAAUGUAUGUACAUUGUGUUUUUUUUAUUAUAUUAGUUGAGUUUAUUGCUACUUAACAAGACACUGUAAACAGAAUCAAGUACUGGACUAUAGAUACACUCCAUCUCUCACUGUCUUUCAUCCUCAGGUUCUUUAAUAAAAACAUUUCAUAUGACACUCGACUGUUUUAAUAUCAGACUUCUUGGAUAUUAUAUAGGCACCUUGUGGAGUUUUCUUGUAAAUAGAAGAGGUUUGGUUUACGUUCACUUUAAAAAAAAAUAAAAAAUCAAAGCCUGCACCUGUUGGGCCUGUCAAAUACUAUAAAUGUUCUAUUGGUUUGGUCUAUUGACAAUAUUUUAGUAUGAGCUAACUGGAAUUCAUCAUAUAAAACUUUUUUUUCCCAGAAAGACAGAGUAUAAAGUGUCAUAAUUACCCUCCAAAAAGUGACAUCAUUAAACGGACAUUGCCACAUCUCAUUACAAUGUUACUGCUAUUAACUGUUGGAUCGGUGGAACAGUAUGAAAUCACGGCAGAAAUGUGUAUUGCAUCACCUGUGUCCUCGAGCAUGAAGGACCCUCUUAUAAAAACAGUGAUCCAUACUUGGUAUUGCUAGUGGUGAAACACUUCUUAAGGUUCUAUACCUUUAAA